This is a messenger RNA of Scedosporium apiospermum, 498 nucleotides long. Its product is annotated as Nicotinamide-nucleotide adenylyltransferase. The record is from RefSeq and is a predicted model, not a curated record. Gene Ontology annotation, molecular function: nicotinamide-nucleotide adenylyltransferase activity; nicotinate-nucleotide adenylyltransferase activity. NCBI's taxonomy places the organism in Eukaryota, Fungi, Ascomycota, Sordariomycetes, Microascales, Microascaceae. Gene Ontology annotation, biological process: NAD+ biosynthetic process. Bases 1 to 498 code for a protein of 165 amino acids. The transcript is spliced from 3 exons.
AUGGUUGAUCCCUACGAGGCUCUCAGCAGUGAUUUCAUUCCCACAGCCAAGGUCCUUGACCACUUCGAGACGGAAAUAAACCGAGCGAUCCCGGACGGCAUUCUCUCGGCGGAUGGAAAGGAGAGGCUGAAGCCCAGGAUCGCACUCCUUGCGGGCGCCGAUCUUAUCCAGACGAUGAGCCAGCCCGAAGUUUGGAGCCGAGAUGACCUCGAGCAUAUCCUCGGCCGAUUCGGAGCCUUCAUCAUUGAGAGGGCCGGAACCGAUAUCCACCAGGCGCUGUCCAGCCUUCAGCCCUGGAGGGAGAAUAUCCAUGUUAUUCAACAGGUGUUCCAGAAUAACAUGAGCAGUACGCAGAUUCGCUUGCACAUUAAGCGUGAUAUGAGCGUUCGCUACCUCAUCCCUGACCCUGUUAUCGACUACAUCGAAAAGACCGGUCUUUACCAGGAGAGGCAGCCAUCACCUGCGGCGAGCAUUGCGGGAUCCUCCGGCAGCCAAUAG